Molecule: messenger RNA, 6389 nt
Organism: Gekko japonicus
Lineage: Eukaryota; Metazoa; Chordata; Lepidosauria; Squamata; Gekkonidae
Product: laminin subunit beta-1-like
Exons: 37
Coding region: 1-5964 (1987 amino acids)
Biological process (GO): basement membrane assembly; substrate adhesion-dependent cell spreading; cell migration
Cellular component (GO): laminin trimer
Molecular function (GO): extracellular matrix structural constituent
Source: RefSeq, a predicted model, not a curated record
AUGAGCACAAAGCUGAAGAAGUUUGUCCUGUAUUGUGUGACCAUGGAGGAGGCGACAUUGCGGAUCUGGCCUUUGCAGCAACCAUCUCUGCUUUGGCUGCUGGGCCCUGAGAAAGCCUCUCACAUUGUAAACCCACCCAUCUUCGAAAAGCCCAUAAGCCCUCUGGUACAGCGCCUGCUGGUGGCUGGUAUAGACAUGGGGGCUGAGGAGCUCUGGAGGGCCCUGCAUGUGGAACCCAAGUGCCGGCGUCAGCUUGCAGAAGCCAAGAAAGGCUGCUCGCUUUCCCACCAGGUACCGUGGCUAGGAUGCCCAGUUUCCACACCUCGGAUGCAGCAAGUGGCCCAUUGGCGGCAACAGCUGCACACAAUGCACCGUCUUGGGAAGCAGCGCCAGCACACAGCCAGCUGCCUUCUGGCCACAAAGCACAUUACCGACCUCAGUGAUCCCUACGGGACUGAAGGACCCACUCGGUACCUGCACUGCAUCCCAGGCAAUAAGCAGGUAGCCAAUGCUCAAGGGCCAGAAGAGCCUGACCUGCUAUACCAUGGCUGUUCAGAGGGGAGCUGCUAUCCGGCCACAGGGAACCUGCUCAUUGGAAGGUCCCACAGCCUAAGUGCAACAUCCACUUGUGGCUUGGAGGAGCCCCAGGAAUACUGCAUCGUAAGCCAUCUACAGGACUCUGAGAAAUGCUUCGUUUGUGACUCACAUUCACCCUCCCUUCGUGAGAGCCACCGGAUUGAGAAUGUCAUCUAUCUGAGUGGCCAGGAUGGUGAGCAGACCUGGUGGCAAUCAGAGAAUGGUGUUGAGCAGGUCAGCAUCUGCCUGGACCUGGAAGCUGAGUUCCACUUCACUCACCUCAUAAUGAAAUUUAAGACCUUCCGCCCAGCAGCCAUGUUGAUUGAACGUUCAUCCGAUUUUGGGCACACUUGGAAAGUUUAUCGUUACUUUGCCUUCAAUUGCUCCAAGCUGUUCCCUAGAAUCCCUACCCAGAUCCCGACACAUGUCAACCAGGCAGUGUGUGACCAGCGAUACUCUGAGAUUGAGCCCUCCAGCCACGGUGAGGUGAUUUUCAAAGUUCUGGACCCAGCUGUAAAGGUAGAGGACCCUUACAGCCGAGAAAUCCAAGAUCUCUUACGAGUCACUAACCUGCGGGUGAACUUCACCAAGCUGCACACUCUGGGCGACAACCUACUGGACUCCCGACAUCAGGUGCUGCAGAAGUACUACUAUGCCGUAUACGAGAUGGUGUUGCGUGGGAGCUGCUUCUGCUAUGGACAUGCCUCGGAGUGUGCCCCCCUGCCUGGGGUGUCAAGCAGAGUUGAAGGCAUGAUCCAUGGACGGUGUGUGUGCAAACAUCACACCAAGGGCCUCAACUGUGAGCUCUGCAAGGACUUCUACCAGGAGUUGCCAUGGAGACCAGCUGAGGCCGACAAUCCGCAUGCCUGCCGGGAAUGUAACUGCAACGAACACUCACACAAGUGCCACUUCGACAUGGCUGUGUACCUGGCCACAGGCAACACCAGCGGUGGGGUCUGCGACGAGUGCCAGCACAACACCGUGGGCCGGCACUGCCAGCUCUGCAAGCCCUUCUACUAUCGCAACCCUCUGGCUGACAUCCGGGCCAGCACGGCCUGCAUCCCCUGUGACUGUGACCCAGUGGGCUCCUUGGAUGGUGGCGUGUGUGACAGUCACACAGACGCAAUGCUGGGCAUGAUUGCUGGGCAGUGCCGCUGCAAAGAGAACGUCAAGGGGAUGCGCUGUGACAGCUGCAAAGAAGCCUUUUACGGACUGAGCCGCAACGACCCCCAGGGGUGCCAGCCUUGCAGGUGUGACCCUCGUGGGAUCAUCGCAGGUAGCAGCCCCUGCGACCACAUCAGCGGUGACUGCUACUGCAAGCGUUUUGUUACGGGGCGAUAUUGCAACCAGUGUUUGCCUGAAUACUGGGGGCUCAGCUAUGACAUGACUGGAUGCCGAAGCUGUGCUUGUGAUUUUGGAGGUGCCUACAGCAACAGGUGCUCCACAGAUGAUGGGCAGUGCCCUUGUCGGGCCAACCUCAUGGGCCGCCAGUGCAAUGAAGUGCAGCCUGGGUUUUUCUGCAUGCCCCUGGACUACUAUAUGUACGAAGCAGAGCAUGCCACGGGCCACCCGCCAACCCAUCCUGGUCUGCCGGGUGCCUUGCGUCCUGAGGCUCCGGGUGACUGCGUGGAAUAUUACAACGGGGUCCAGAACGGGCGCAAAGUGAGGCUGCGACGCCAGCACAGCACAGUGAGGCUCUUGCAGCAGAGAGCAGCACUCAGGCGAGCCCGGCAGCUUCAGCAAAAGCCUGAUGUGGAGGUUGUGCAGCGCGAACACACAGGACACAUGAUUACAUGGACUGGCCCAGGAUUUGCCCGUGUACGGGAUGGAGCUGGCUUAACCUUCCACAUCGACAACAUUCCUUACCCCAUGGAGUAUGACAUUCUGUUACGCUAUGAGCCGGAGUCUACAGAGGACUGGGAAGCUGUCGUCAGUGUCAGCUCACAAGCUUUGCCCAUGAGCCCACGCUGUGGCAACGUGCUGCCUUCGGAGCAGAAAUACCGGGAGAGCUUGCCUCACAGUUCCAGGUAUGUUCUCCUGCCACGGCCUUUCUGCUUUGAGCCCAGGAACUAUUACGAGAUCACAGUGCGCUUCCAGAGAGCAGGUGUGACACAGCGGCACCUUGCAGCCUUCAUCCUCGUUGACUCGCUGGUUCUUUUGCCUCGUGUGACUGAGCUGCCUGGUCUCCAUGGAAAUGAUCCAGCGGCAGUGGAGCGUCGGGAGGAGCUAGAGCGCUACACGUGCCUAGAGGCAUUCCGUAUGGCCACCAUGCCUGACCUGGCUGAGAUGUGUGCUCGUCUGCUCUGCAGCAUCUCUGCCCUGAUGCAUGAUGGGGCACUGCCCUGCCAAUGUGACCCGCAAGGCUCCACCAGCAGUGUCUGCCACAAACUUGGGGGGCAGUGUCAGUGUAAACCCAAUGUGGUGGGUCGCCGUUGUGAUCAGUGUGCCCCAGGCACCUACGGGUUUGGGCCAUACGGCUGCAGUUCUUGCGCCUGUUCCCCCGAGGGCUCUGUCUCCAAGAUCUGUGACCCAGUCAGUGGGCAGUGCCGGUGCCAGCAUGGGACUGUGGGGCGGCAGUGUGACCAGUGCCCACCAGGCCAUUGGGGCUUCCCAAGCUGCCGCCCUUGCCACUGCAAUGGCCACUCGGAGGAAUGCGACUCACACACGGGCGCCUGCCACCAGUGCCGUGAUUACACAGCCGGCCGUCACUGCGAGAGGUGCUUGGAUGGUUACUACGGAGACCCAGUCUUGGGCUCGGGGCAACAAUGUCGGCCCUGCCCGUGUCCCGGGUAUCCGGGCUCUCGGCAUUACCACGGCAUCUCCUGUCACACUGAUAGGGGGACCAACCAGAUAGUUUGCCUGUGUGCUCCAGGCUAUACAGGGCCCCGUUGUGACCGCUGCUCACCUGGAUAUUUUGGAGCGCCCGAGCAGGAGAAUGGAGCCUGCCGUCCCUGUCAGUGCAACAACAACAUUGACACCAGUGACCCUGAGUCUUGUGACCCACGCACUGGCCAGUGCCUGCGCUGCCUCUACCACACUGGGGGACCCCACUGUGCCGAAUGCCAACCUGGUUACUACGGCAAUGCUUUUCAACGUAACUGCCGACGCUGUACCUGUAACGAGGAGGGAACCCUCCCCGCACACUGCUCUGAGGGCAUCUGCUACUGUGACCGAACGACGGGCAGCUGCCCCUGCCGUGCCAAUGUAGUCGACAAGAACUGUGAUAAAUGUGCCACCAACUUCUGGGGCUUCGGCAGUGAGCUGGGGUGCCAGCCGUGCAACUGUGACCCCGCCCAUUCGUUACGGUCAGACUGCAACUUGUUCACAGGGCAGUGCCAUUGUCGUCCAGGCUUCGGAGGGCGGGUUUGCUCCCAAUGCCAAGAUAAUCACUGGGGUGAUCUGGAGCAGGAGUGUCUGGCAUGUGAGUGCAGUCCAACAGGAUCCGAGACCCUGCAGUGCGACCGUCUCGGCGGACACUGCCUGUGCCGGGCUGGCUUCACGGGGCGGCGCUGCGACCAGUGCCAGAGGGGCUUCCGGCAGAACUUCCCCCGUUGCUCUGCCUGCCACCCUUGCUUUGGUCAGUGGGACCAGGUGCUGGAGCAGCUCUGGGCACAGCUGCAACGGUUGCAGGACACCGUCCAAGCCCUGAAGGAAGGUGGCCCCAUACCUGAGGCCAGCAACAGCCGUAUGCGCAAACUGGAGAGGAGCCUGGAUCAGGUGCAAGAGCUUCUUGGGGAUGGGAGCAGUCCAAGCACCUCCCUGCUAAACCACCUCAGCACUCUCCUGGCACAGUUCAGGGCUGACAUGGAUGAGGUAUGGCAACAGCUGCAGACCACUGAUUCGCACCUGGAUGGCACUGAGCAGGAUGCUGCAGGACAGAGGAGCCGCCUGAACGCGCUGAACCGUGAGCUAGGCACACUGAACCGCACGGUCAGCCACCUCCGCAACCAGCUGGGGAGCAUAGCAGGCGCCAACUUUAAUGAGUCUUUCCAUAGCAUCGUGGGGUACUUCCAGAUGUCGGAGCAGGCACAGCAGCAAGCAGAGGCCUCCGUCCAAGGGCCGCAGAGCCCCGUGGGCCAAGCCAAACGCACACACGAGUCCACCGUCGAGCUGCUAAAGCGUAGGGGAGACACCUUUCGAAGGAGUGCGGCAGCUCAACGAAAAUCACUUCGUGACCUCAAGAAAAAGGUCAGCGGCCUCCACCUCCGCAGGGUCAACCAGAAGAUAUGUGGCGGUUCUGGAGAAGAGGACUGUGAGCAAGCCCCCUGUGGAGGGGCCAACUGCAAGGACAACUCAGGCCAGCGGCACUGUGGAGGCCCUGGCUGCACUGGAGCGCUGCCUGUGUCCAUGAAAGCUCUGGAUACGGCCCAGAACAUCUCCCGCCGGCUGGAGGCCACCACCAGGCAACUUGGCACCAUUGCUAGCAAGGUGCAAGAAAUCCAGAACUUGGCACGAGAUACCAGGAACCGCGCCCAGGAGACUCUGGACCGUGCUCAGGUGGCCCGGAGCCGCACGGAGAACUCGACAGCUAGGCUGAGGGAAUUCAUCCAGAGGAUAAAGGACUUCUUAGCAGAGGAAGGUGCUGAUCCGGAAAGCAUUGAGCUCGUGGCCCAGCAGGUCCUGAACAUCUCCCUGCCCAUCAGCCCCAGUGAGAUUGGCAGCCUGCUCCAGGAGAUCCGAAACACCAUCAGCCAGCUAGACGGGGUGGACGUUAUCUUGAACAGCACCGUGAAAGAUCUGGCGCGGGCCAGGGAUCUGCUGGCAAAAGCAGAACAGGCCAAGGAACGUGCACAGGGCAUACAGGCCACAAUCACAGAUACACGUGCGGCACUGAACGAUGCAAGGCACAAAGUGAGGGCAGCCGAGCGAGCAAUGAGCAGCACCCGGGAAGUUAUCCGAAAUGUGGAGAGGAGAGUGGCACAGGCUGAGGACAGGCUCCAGGCAGUGGUCAACAAGGGGUCACAACUGGAAAGCCGCCUAGGAAAUCUGGCACAGGAUGUGGCUACCUUACAAGAGAAAUCCCAGAACAAUCAGCAGCUGGCCCAGCAGGCAAAAGGAAAAGCUGAGCGUGCUACUGCUGUUGCAGGCAGGCUGUCCAAGGAGGUGGAGAAAGUGAUGCAAAAAUACCAAGACUUGCAGAAGCAAUUGGAAAACCAGCCUGGGGGAGGGGACUCCUUGCAAAGGCUGAUGAGCCUGAAGACGGAAGCACAGAAGCUCCUUGACAAGGCAAACAGCAGCAAGAGAAAGGUGGAUGAGUUAGAGGAGCGCUUCGAGGCCAAUGAGAGGGAGAUGCAGGCAAAAGCAACAAAGCUGCAGACACUGGAGAAGACGGUGAUGGAACUACUGCACUACAUACGGGAGAAAUCCACUGCCUAUGCUACCUGCUAGGGCCAAAGUUUCUGCCAUCAAAGCCUCAGGCCUGACUUCUGCCAGCUUCAAUGCUCUACCUUGGUGGGACUCUCCCAUACAAGUCAGUGUCCAGCUAGUCUCUGAGACCUUGUCUGUAGAUUCAGGGCCUUAAUGUAAAAUUAGUUCGUUUCAUCUUCUUAUGCACUGUACCAGGUAGGUCUAACUGGGGCCGGGCCUAGCAGAACAAUUCUAGUGGCAAAAUCUCAUAUCAAUGCAGUUACGUUGUUUUGAGUCCAUAUUAUGUCCUAAGACUCAGACUGGGGUAAUUAGAAAAGUAUAUAUGCCUGUGGGUAUUUUCCAGAGAGAUGGAACAUGUCCGCCCUAACUCUGUUCAUGGAAUAAUUCCCCUCAACCUCUUCCUGCCUUCCUCAGGACAUUUUUUUGCGAUUGCCAAGAAAACAAAG